Messenger RNA from Dendroctonus ponderosae (mountain pine beetle), 1140 nucleotides. Its product is annotated as RING finger protein 141. NCBI's taxonomy places the organism in Eukaryota, Metazoa, Arthropoda, Insecta, Coleoptera, Curculionidae. Gene Ontology annotation, biological process: protein autoubiquitination. The coding region runs from base 326 to 976 and encodes 216 amino acids. The transcript has 4 exons. The record is from RefSeq and is a predicted model, not a curated record. Gene Ontology annotation, molecular function: ubiquitin-protein transferase activity.
UGUUAUGACUUUUGACGUUGCCUUUCUUCUUCCAUUCAAGAAAAAGCUUCCUCUCUCAAUUUUUCUGAUCAGGAAUUAAAAUUAAUUUAAACAAUUAAUCACCAAACAAUAAUGAAACAUUGAUUUUUUCCGUUAAUUACCUAAUUUCUAAUCGUACCUAAAAGGCAACAUCAGUUUCCAGUCUGGUUAGCAAGUUUCAACACGGGCAGAGUUGAGGUUAUCUCAUAAACGUCAACACCACAGUCAACACAAUAGCCAUCAAAACAUACAAUUUUUUAAUUGAUUACAACUAAUUAGUAAGCCGCCUAUCCUCAUAUCAACGAAAAUGGGAGAAACCUUUUCUCAUGAGACGUUCGAAGAAGGGAACUUCACUUUGUUGACUGCGGAAUUAUCAAGCUUAACAUACGAGAAAUUCCUGCUCUUGCUAGGCGAGCUGAACGUUCUAGCUAAAAAUUACCUAGACUGCAAGGGCUACCAGAUGGUGUUUGCUGUAAACAAGGGCACGGAUUCCACGAUAUUUUGGAAGGCCACCAUCCAAAUCGCCUGUGUGCGAAUCGAUUCAGAAACCGGAAAAAUUCCUACGUUUCGACUGUUGUCCUUAAGGCAGUUUCUCAAGGUGUUCAGAACGUUCAAAUCUCAACUGUUGGCCGCAAGACAGAGCUGCAGUCACAUGGAAAUGCGGCUUUCCACCAUCAUGGAAGGAACAAUCAGUCCAGAUUCUUCAAAUGACUGCGUUAUAUGUUUCGAGCGCAAACAGGAAGUUACUCUGCCUUGUGCACACAGCUUUUGCUCCAAAUGCAUAAAGGAAUGGAAUGAGGUUCAUGAUACGUGCCCCAUUUGCAGAGAGAGGUUGGAGAACCCCAAUGAUGCCUGGGUUAUAUCCGAAGUCCCCAAAGCUGAAGAAAUCAGUUGCGAAAUCAAGAAAAGUCUUAUGGAACUGACCAAGAUGCCAACCACCAGCUGCAAUCCCUCCUAAUUUUCCUCUUGUGGCACUUGAUAUGUAAGUACGCCCGCCUAAAUUGUUAUCAUUUGAUUUAACUACUUUUAAGUAAAUUAAUGAUUGUUAAAGGACGACAAGCAAUUAAUUGGUAUAUGUGUAUGUUAUAUUUUUAUCACAAAUAUAAAAACUAGCUGCUGAAA